Molecule: messenger RNA, 780 nt
Organism: Bacillus rossius redtenbacheri
Lineage: Eukaryota; Metazoa; Arthropoda; Insecta; Phasmatodea; Bacillidae
Exons: 2
Coding region: 42-734 (230 amino acids)
Source: RefSeq, a predicted model, not a curated record
GUGAAGAGAGUGUCUUUUGUCUUUGUAAGAAAAAACGUGACAUGUCAAUGAAGUCUGGUGCAUCAGCCGACAAUGUCUAUGUAUCUAAAUUGUGGUACUUAAAUUUGUUCGACUUUCUUGGUGAUCAAGACAUUCCCAGUGCAUCUAUGUCCAAUUUAGAGGAAGGAGAUGGGAGCGAGAUUGAGGAAGAGGACGUUGAUGAACCAGCUACAACACCGAGCAGAGAAACAUCAAUCAAUAGCGAGGUCCCUUCGCCUGUGGUCCCAAGACCCAACUCAGAUACACGUGCGGUAAGCCUACCUCCUUAUUCCCGACCUAAUUUGGCAAAAAAAAAGAAAAUUGAAGACUUGACAACUGGUGUCUUAGUCUCAGUCAGAGACCACUUUCAGAAACCAUCAUGCCAAGACGACAGAUAUGAUAUAAUGGGCAAAUCCAUUGCAAUGCGAAUUAGGGCCUUAGAAAAACGCCAGGGUUUGAUCGUAGAAAAAAGAAUCAACGACCUCCUUUUUGAGGCUGAAAUGAGUAUGUUUGACGUACCUAAUACUGGCUCGUACAACUACGAAUCUUUGACCAACACCCCUGGGUCAAGUAGGAGCACAACGAGUCCUCUAGCAGCUGUAUCUUAUGGCCAAUAUCCACAACAAACUUCACCAGCUGAAUUUGUUAGCAAUGACGUUAUUCCACCUCAUCAAUCAAUGGCAGAUUACUUAUCUAAUUAUGACAAAAAUCAAUAGUCUGUUUUGUUUUACCAAACAGUUCUUUUUUAUGUUCUACCCACUA